This is a messenger RNA of Sporothrix schenckii 1099-18, 1602 nucleotides long. RefSeq names its product dimethylaniline monooxygenase (N-oxide forming). The transcript is spliced from 2 exons. The coding region runs from base 1 to 1602 and encodes 533 amino acids. The record is from RefSeq and is a predicted model, not a curated record. Gene Ontology annotation, molecular function: flavin adenine dinucleotide binding; NADP binding; N,N-dimethylaniline monooxygenase activity. Lineage: Eukaryota; Fungi; Ascomycota; Sordariomycetes; Ophiostomatales; Ophiostomataceae.
AUGUCCCAGCGCAUCGCCAUCAUCGGCGCAGGCAUCUGCGGCCUCGUCUCGCUCAAAGAGGUGCUUGCCGCGGGUCUCGAGGCCGUCUGUUUCGACGCCCGCGAGGGCCUCGGCGGCGCCUGGGCGUACCAGCCGGUCCCCGGCGAAGACCCGGCCGCGUCAUCGUCGAUCUACCUCGGGACGAUGCUCAACUCGUGCCGCGACACGUCGGCCUUUUCCGACUUCCCCUUUGACCCGGCGCGCUACCCGGACUACUUUGGCCACCGGCAGUUUGUGCAGUACUUGCGGGAGUACGCCGCGCACUUUGGCCUGGACAAGCACGUGCGGCUGCAGACCAAGGUGACCCAGUGCGCGCCGCAGGACGACGGCUCGUGGACGGUGACGGCGACCCAGCGCGACGGGACGCAGACCACCGAGCCGUACGCGGCCGUCAUUGUCGCCGCCGGCCAUCUGAGCGCGCCGCGCACGCCCGCGAUCCCGGGCCGCGACCUGUUUGCCGGCGAGGCGCUGCACAGCCACGCGUACCGCGCGCCCAGCCGCUUCGAGGGCAAGCGCGUCGCGGUCGUCGGCUUCGGCAGCUCGGCGGUGGACAUUGCCUGCGAGAUUGCGCCGCACGCGGCGUCGCUGCACCUGGUGACGCGGCGCGGCGGCUGGGUGCUGCCGCGGUACGUGCUGGGCAAGCCCACGGAGGCCUUUGACAACCGCGCGACGCAGCUGUGGCUGCCCGUGGGCCUGAGCCAGUGGCUGCAGACGAAGCUGCUCGCGUUUGUCGACGGCACGGCGCCCGCGGCCAUGGCGCCCGCGCACAAGAUCCUCGAGCAGAACCCGACGAUCCGCGGCGACUUUCUCGAAAAGGUCCGGACGGGGCUGGUCCAGAUUGCGCGCGGCGACGUCGUGCGCAUGACUGCGGCCGGUCUCGUCGUCCAGUCGACGCUGCCCAAGGACAACAAGGCCAAGACGGACGCCGCCGACGAGUACGCCCUCGACGUCGACGUCGUCAUCUUUGCCACCGGCUACACCCUGUUUGACCUGCCCUACCUGCCGCCCAACACGGCCCACCCCGCCGGCGACCCGGACCAGGUCGACUUGUACAAGCUCAUCCUCCCGCUGCACCAGCGCAACCUCUUUUUCCACGGCUACACCGACCUCCUGGGCCCCCUGCCGCCCGCCGCCGAGGCCCAGGCCCGCUACACGGCCGCCCUGCUCGCGGGCCGCCUCCCGCCGCCCUCGACCGACGAAAAGGCCCGCGGCAUCCAGGCCUUCCGCGCCUACAACCGCCGCCACUUUGUCCACUCCGACCGCCACGUCGCCACCGCCCACCUGAUCCCCUACGUCGACGACCUGCUGGCCCCGCUCGGCGCCGCCCCGACCUUCUCCAAGCUGCUGGCCCAGGUGUUUACCAGCGGCCAUCCGCUGCGCGCGCUGUCGGUCCUCAGCGCCGUGUGGUUCAGCAUCCCCAGCAGCGCCGCCUGGCGCCUGGUCGGCCACGGCGCCAAGCCGGACCUGGCGGCGGCCACGGUGCUGCGGACGGCCGGCGAGAAGCCGGCGCUGAGCGAGAAGGAGGUGGUCUUGCUGGCGAAGGAGAGGGUGGAGCAGGCCUGA